AUGGUAUCAACAUUGGCACAAUUAAUGCAGAAUGCAGAAUCCAAGGAAGAACUGAUUACGAAGUUAGAACCACAAUUAAGAAUUGUCCAUAUGUCAAAAGAUGCUGAUAAUGACAUUAAAAGUCAUGUUAAAUCAAUGCUGGGCUUAAUGACCAAUUGUGUAGAGCAACAUCACCAAGGUAUUGAAGUUGUAUGCAAAAACCCUAAAGGAACUUCGACAAAGGUUAAAUUUCCAUAUGAGAGCAUGAAAGGUGAUCAACAAAUAACCAAAAUAUCUAUUCUAUUGACAUUAUUGAAGACCGUUCAUAACAAGUUGUGUUCAAGAGAGGUGAGCACCAUUAGAGACGUAUACUAUGGGAACACCGAAUUAUUCAAGAGUCAAUCAAAAGUCGUCCAGUGGUUUGGAGUUCUUCAGCAUUCCAUGGGACUAAAAUCCAGAGAUGUGUUUAACGUGGUGCCUGCCCAAAAGGGAUUAUGUUUCUCGCCAGUAAACUUAUACUUUACAAGAGCCACUGCAGAUAAUGAUGUUGUGGCCAACAAAGCAGGACUGAUUCCCUACAUAUCCCAAGAUUCACGUUUAUUUUGGAAAGAAGACAUCUCUCAAAUUCGUAAAAUAAUCGUCAUUGAGAAAGAAGCAGUAUUCAACAAGCUCACUAUCAAUCCCAACGAUAUCCAACAUUGUAUAUUGGUUACAGGAAAGGGAUAUCCAGAUUUUCUGACAAGACUAUUUCUAAACAAACUACAGAAGCUGACACAUAGUUCUGACAUAGAUUGGGAGGUAUACACAGAUGCCGACCCACAUGGAGUACAUAUAUCGUUGAAAUACCUCAAUAAUGAAGAAGAACAGUACAAUUGUCAAAAACUUGCCUUCAAAGGUGCAUUCAUAUCACGAUUGGUCAACCAAACUCUGGAUGACACUAACAAGUUAGGCCAAAUCCUAGAUCUCAAGCCAAGAGAUAUCUCUUUGGCCACUAAACUGAUACAACAGCUCUCAACAGAAACAGAAACAGAACCAACAAACCAAACAAGAAACAAGACGUUCAAAACUGAAUUACAAAGACAAUUGUUCUAUUUCAAAAAGGCAGAAAUGAACUCUUUAUCAAUUGAUUUUUACAUCAAUUCCUAA
Vanderwaltozyma polyspora DSM 70294 is the source of this 1125-nucleotide messenger RNA. It is a transcript of the gene SPO11, whose product is annotated as DNA topoisomerase (ATP-hydrolyzing). Gene Ontology annotation, cellular component: nuclear chromosome. Gene Ontology annotation, molecular function: DNA topoisomerase type II (double strand cut, ATP-hydrolyzing) activity; DNA binding; ATP binding. Bases 1 to 1125 code for a protein of 374 amino acids. The record is from RefSeq and is a predicted model, not a curated record. Gene Ontology annotation, biological process: reciprocal meiotic recombination; meiotic DNA double-strand break processing; meiotic DNA double-strand break formation. The transcript has a single exon. NCBI's taxonomy places the organism in Eukaryota, Fungi, Ascomycota, Saccharomycetes, Saccharomycetales, Saccharomycetaceae.